Messenger RNA from Exophiala aquamarina CBS 119918, 2103 nucleotides. RefSeq lists its product as uncharacterized. NCBI's taxonomy places the organism in Eukaryota, Fungi, Ascomycota, Eurotiomycetes, Chaetothyriales, Herpotrichiellaceae. The transcript has a single exon. The coding region runs from base 1 to 2103 and encodes 700 amino acids. Gene Ontology annotation, molecular function: sequence-specific DNA binding; DNA-binding transcription factor activity, RNA polymerase II-specific; zinc ion binding. The record is from RefSeq and is a predicted model, not a curated record. Gene Ontology annotation, biological process: DNA-templated transcription; positive regulation of transcription by RNA polymerase II.
AUGGCUGAAUGUCGCCGCUCUGUUCUCUCGUGCGCCAGAUGUCGCCGCCGCAAAAUCAAAUGUGAUCGAGCCAUUCCCUGUGGUCAAUGCAUCACCGCCAAAUCGGAUUGUACGGGCUACAGUUCAAAGGAUCACGAUCCCAACAUCCCGCGUAGCAUCGUACAACAUCUGGAAUCCGAAAUUGCAAAGGUCGAAGGCGACCUCGCUCGCAAUGGCCAUCUGGAAGAACUCAAUGCCUCGGACAUCUUGGCUGGCAUGCCCACUAACGAGGGUGUUCCCCUCGACGAGACCACCACGGCUCUGCCAAUAAUCGAUAUGCCUCCAAUGGAUCAAGUCAGCCCCAAACUCACACUAUCCCUUGAUGUAUCACCACCAGUACUUGAGAGGGAUACUUCUCGAGAUGAGAUUAUGUCUUGCGGCGAAAUACAGGCAAUGAUUUUUGCCAUUUUGCCAACAGGACCCGGUAUCACCGACCUUAUUGCCCGAGUCCGCAUGAGUUUGACACCGUCUACCGCAAUUGCUUCUGGCUCGCCGCGAGAGACGAGGAGGAAAUCCAUCUCUCGAGCCAGUAAUGAAGUCAGCUGCACAAUGUUGAAAUCUAUUCCUGGCGCCAUUCUAAGGUCUCUCGUCAAGAAAUACAUGACGCGGGUAUACCCUAUCUUUCCAAUCCUAUAUUCUCCAGCAUUGUGGAAACAACUCGACAAUGUGAUCAAAACGUUGCAAGACCUACCCGACCGUCAUCGAGCAGUAGCGCCGUCUUUCGACUUUCUGAUCAUCUAUCUCAUGCUUUCCAUCUCAGCCACUUUAGGGUCCGCCAAGACUGGUCAUGAAGCGAAGCAUAUGGUGUUCUCGGGUAGUCUGUUCGAAGAAGGCAUUCAGCACUUGUCCGAAAAGGCAAAAAUACCAUCUGAUCUAGCGGGGAUCCAAGUAACCUUAUUGGUUCUACAAUAUGCCUCCAUCAAUCCUCGACUCGCGAACGUAUGGAUGCUUACAGGGGCGGCAAUGCGUGCAUGCUUGGAGCUGGGUCUGCACCGUGAGGCGCCAGAAGGUCUUAAUUUCGACCCACUGACAUUGGAUCUCCGGCGUCGACUGUUCUGGUGUGCCUACAACUUUGACCGUGCAAUAUGUUCAGCCUUGCAACGGCCUCUCAGUAUACCAGACCAAACCAUAGAUGCACAUUUUCCAUCCGUUCUAGACGACCGCCACAUCACCGCACAGGGCAUUGACGCCACGGGCAUCGAGACCAAGACACACAAUUUACGUUGGAUUCAUUUCCGCCGCUUGCAGUCUGCGAUGACAGAAGUCCACUUCCAGGGCAAACCACUCGAAGAAGGCCAAACCUGGGAAGACUGGCUCGUUUUCAUGGAGCGGCGCCUCCAAGCGUGGUACGAAGACUACAACGACGGGCAUGAAUUGACCGAGUUCACUCUCGCGCAUGGCCUGACCAACUUGCACCGUCCAUCACCACGAGUUCCGAUGCCAGCACAGCGCAGUCUCAUGGUGGCGUUUGAGGCAGCCUGCAGCUCUGCCAAGUCCCUGCGUGACCAUAUCCUGAAUGGCUUCUAUCGACGGUCGUGGCUGAUUGCGCACCACGUGCUGGAAAACAGUAUGGUGGUCCUGUUCUGCCUCCGCCACGGCUUUGACACGAUCAGUUCGCGAUUCAACGCACAGCAGAUCUUUGAAAUGACCAAGGUCUUCACGGCAAACUUUCUCUCCCUGGCUGCGCAGGGCUGGAAUGAAGUCUCCAAUUACGCUGGUGUGUACGAACGUCUCCUCGGCCCAUUACUCGAGUCGGUAUUCAGCAACCGACCACCGAGUCUCUCCUCCUUCGGCCCCGCGCAGGACGCAGAGCUCACAAGAAUGCUGUAUCCGGGCCCCGCACAGUUGGACCAGCUGCGCUUUGGCGCGAGGAGUGGCUUUGACGCCGGCAGCAUCAACAUGUUCGACGUGGGCUCGCUGAACUGGGAUGACUUCAGCGUGAGUGACGGCCGCAGCGGCAGUGCAGAUGGGUUUGUCGCCGGUUGGGAUCUGUUCGACCCUGCCGGCGGUGCCGGAGGUGCGAAUGGCGUCGGUGCUCAGGACUUGGUGUUCGGCAUGGCUUGA